Messenger RNA from Bathycoccus prasinos, 291 nucleotides. RefSeq lists its product with no specific name. Gene Ontology annotation, molecular function: glycerophospholipase activity. Gene Ontology annotation, biological process: fatty acid metabolic process. Lineage: Eukaryota; Viridiplantae; Chlorophyta; Mamiellophyceae; Mamiellales; Bathycoccaceae. The coding region runs from base 1 to 291 and encodes 96 amino acids. Gene Ontology annotation, cellular component: membrane. The record is from RefSeq and is a predicted model, not a curated record. The transcript has a single exon.
AUGAGAGGCAUACGGAGUUUGCUUGCAGAAUUAGCCCUGAGCUUCCCAGAAAAUGAAAAUACAGAAUUAAUUAAAAAAUAUGCAACUCGAGCUUUGGCUAUUUUCGGUGAGAAUGAAAUCGUCAGACAAGCUAUCAAUCGGCGUCCGAUUGUUUGUAAAGGCGUGAGAAUCUUGUGUAUGGAUGGAGGAGGCAUGCGCGGUAUUUCAACGGUGCAAAUGUUACAACGUAUCGAGGUACGAAUAAUUUUUCUUUAUCAUCAUCACGUUUUCGGUCAAUGCACCGCUGUAUGA